This is a messenger RNA of Rhopalosiphum maidis (corn leaf aphid), 6406 nucleotides long. RefSeq names its product protein CBFA2T1 (gene nvy). NCBI's taxonomy places the organism in Eukaryota, Metazoa, Arthropoda, Insecta, Hemiptera, Aphididae. The transcript is spliced from 9 exons. The coding region runs from base 122 to 2050 and encodes 642 amino acids. Gene Ontology annotation, molecular function: transcription corepressor activity. Gene Ontology annotation, cellular component: nucleus. Gene Ontology annotation, biological process: DNA-templated transcription; negative regulation of DNA-templated transcription. The record is from RefSeq and is a predicted model, not a curated record.
CAAUUGCAGUUGAGGUCCGUCCGUCGACCGUAGCUGUCAUAAAAUCUCAUAUUUUUUGUCCCAGGAUAUACGCGUAGGGCAAUUCUAUAUCAUAUUAUCGUGAUAUCGCGUAGGUAAUUAUAUGUAUCGCAACUAUCGGGACACCAUGAGGGCCAGUGGUUUUCAAAGGUUCGAUUCGUUCGCGAUGGACAAUAAUUGCAGCAACGCGCGCCGGCAGUUAAUGGAACCUAAAAUGAUAAAGGAAGAAGCGAUCGAACGUGAUUCAGGUAUUCUCACAGACGAAACAGCUAUAAAUAACAACAAUAACAAGGAAUCUGCAUUUAGAAUUCACAUUCGUAAAUCAAAAAUCAAAUCCAAAGACGCGGGCUUCUCGUCAACGUCCACUAGCGAUUCAUCGGGCGAACACUUGCUGAGCCCCACGCACCCGUUACCAACGCGAAUCGACGUUGAAUCUGAAAGUUCGAGUCCACCGUCUGACACGUUCAGGAAUCACUCUAAACUCAAAAGGUUUCUGACUACACUGGUGCAAUUCAGUGGACAGAUAUCGUCGCAGACUAGUGAACGAGUUAAGGGUCAGAUCUUUACCCUAGUGAAUAAUUUGAUAAGUGUUGAAGAAUUUCAUCAUAAUAUACAAGAAAUGACAAAUUUCCCAUUACGACCAUUUGUACUGCCGUUUUUAAGGACUCACUUACCUUCACUACAACGUGAUCUGUUGUUAAUGGCUCGUAACAAUAAACAGACAUUAAGCCAGUACCUGAAACAGCACGAGAACGCGUAUUUAGACCGAGAUUCGCAGGCUACCGAACCGUCAGAGAUCUUUCACCAAGUGGAGCGAGUCCCUCCGCCGUCCCCUAUGCCACGCGAGAACAACAACACCAAUGGAAACAACAACAACAGCAACAGCAGCAGUAACAACAACAACGGCAUUAUUGGAAACGGCCAUAAGCGACCUUACCUGUCGGCUGACAGCUACUACGAGACCGGUGGUUACGCGGCCGACCUGGAGUACCAGCAGCCGUGCGUCAAGCGGCCGAAUCUCGGCUACGCCAUACCGUUCAUGUACCAUCAUCCGCACCUUCAUCCGCAGGAACCACCACCACCACCACCACUGCCACCACCUCCAUCGCACCCGUACAACAUACUGCCAUUGCUGCAUAUACGCGAAGCGGAAGACCAUAAAGGUCACGUGGAGGAUGAAUGGAAGAACAUACAUGUGAUGUUGAACUGUAUAUUAAGUAUGGUGGAAAAGACAAAAAAAGCAUUGGGAAUACUCCAAGAGCGGGGCAUGGCCGAGACGAGUUUUCCGGACUGGAAUAGAAAGAAGUCGACGGAAGAAAUUUUAGCGCAGACAGUACGACAUACGGAAGAAAGGAUCGAAAUCAUCAAAAAGAAAGCUGAGGACUCUAUGAAUGAGAUACGACAUCAGGCUAUGAUAGAGUUGCAAAAGCUCGUGUUGGCCGCCGAAAACAAAAUGAUCGAAUUGGUGGCUACGGAAAGAACGAAAAUGAGCAAUAACUGCAGGAGUUCAGGCACAGCCAGUCUACAGAUAUCGCCAUCGCUGAUUUCGCAAUAUAACAGCUGUUGGAAUUGCGGCCGAAAGGCGAACGAGACGUGCAGCGGGUGCAACACGGCGCAGUAUUGCAGUUCGUUCUGUCAGCAUAAAGACUGGGAGACACACCACCAGACAUGCUGUGUGCACUCGGCCGCUGCGGCCACCGCCACUACCACAGUCGAUGCGGCCUCGUCACCGGGUAAGAAACAACAACAACCGCCGCCGCCGCCGCCGCCGUCAUCAUCCACAACCGCAGCUUCGUCAUCGUCGGCUGCAGACGAUCUAUCUACAAAUCGAGCGCAAUCGACGGCAGCGGCCACACCAUCAUUGUCGUCGUCGUCGUCGUCGUUACUUAAGACAGACGAAUAUGCGUCGCAGCAGUCAUCGGUUGCCACAGCCACUGCCACUGCGACGACGACCACCGUCACGGCGACUACGACCACGUCGACUACCACGACAACGACGGCCGUCAGCUCGAAACAACAACAGCAACAAUAGCAACUCGGCGGCGGUGACGUAGACGACGACGCCGACGAUGACUGUGACCCAGCCGCCGGACCCGCCGCCUCCCGCCGCCGUCAACGUCGCCGCCAUUAUCACCGCCAAAACAUGCACCGCAGACGAGUCGAAGCAGGUCUUCUGGCCUGCAGCACUACCAGUCUCGUACCGCGGGAAUACUAUCAAUAGGGAAUUAAAAAACGAUGAUCGGAGUUUAGACAUCAAACUAUGUAUAGGGGGUGCCAUAAAAAAACAGAUAGAUUUUGAAAAUCAAAAAAACCUCAAAAUAUUGGUAUUGUAUUUAUAAGAUGUUUUAACAUCGAAAUGAAUGCAGUAUCGUGAACACGAUAUCGUCCAUAUGCUAGCCAUUUUCACGCAGCUACACUUGGUUAGGCAUUUUGUGAAGUUUAAGAACACUCGUGCAGAAAUCAUCUCACAAUUUGAAUGUUACAAUGACUGGUUUUGCUAUAGUUCGACAAAAAUAUCUCUACUACGAACACGCGGUGUUCCUUGGAUAAAGACAUGAUGAUAACGGAAACUGUUUGGGUCUACCUCUACCAACAAAAUAGUCACAGUCCCUCUACCCCCUACCCAUCAACGAGUAACACCUGGUUAAAAUUCAUCCGUUUAUUAUAUAGCACACAUUGUAUGUGUUGUUAUGCACGUAAUACGCUUAUCAAACCCAUAUAGCUUUCGUGUACUUUGCUUUCUUGCACAUUUACUAAUAUAUAUCGUUUAAACGGUUCGAAGGUAUAUAGUUCUAUUGAAACAAUUUUUUCGAAUGAAAAAAAAUUAAAUCUUUUACGAUUUUAACUGUGAUGUAUUUUCCGAGUUUUAUCCUUGGAAUAGUUUAUUGUCGACCUUUCAUCUAGAUAUGUCGAAUUCCACUUAAAACUUUUAAUGAAUACAAUAUUAACGAUCAAUUAUUAUAUACUCGAUUUUUACUUUAUCUCACCCUGAUUUGUCAAAUUCUUCAGAAUAAAAUUUGAAAGUAUAAGAUUUACGAUUUUAUUUCUAAAAAUUGUAUUGGAUUUAAAAAUAACACUAUACUAGAUAAAGAUAGUCUUAUAAGUUAUUAUCUUCUAAAUAAUAUAGUAUAGGCACAUUAGACACACUAUAAGUAUAGAAUAGGUAGAUGUUAUAAAUUAUAAUACUGUAUAAAAUUGUAUAAGUUCAAAAAGUGCUCUACACGAUUUUUUUUACAAUUUAAUAAUAAUAUUUUGUUUUACAUAACCACUUUUAAGCUUAAUUUUAUCUAUUUUAAAUGUUCAAGCCAUGCAUGUCCGCGGUAUCGCCGCAUUUUAUCUAUAAGACGAUUUUUUUGUAACGUCAUAAUAUGCUACAUAUACGGGAUGAAAUAUUCAAUAUAAUACUAUUAUUAUUUUAGAAACAUUAAACAAAAUACUUAUGUUACAUGAUUUCAAGUCAGCUUUUCGGUCCCACCACACGUAUAUUGCUCAACUAUAUUCUUUUGCUUUAAUUGUUACCACUAUGUUUGAAUCAUCUAUCCUUAUUAUUUCUUCGUUCUAAUCUCAUGUGUUUUUGUUUCUUUUGGGGCCUAAAUCUUGCAACUCCUUUCUUUCAAAUUUUGCUUAGCUCUGUUUAUCGGUUUUUGUAGCCCAUGUCUUACGUGCAUAUAGCGUUAUUAACAUAUAGUACUCAGUUAUUUUCGUUUCUAAAAAUUUGAAGUAUUGGAUAUGUAUUAUUAUUUAUAUUUACAUUGUACACUGUACGGCUGAUUACGGCCAAUUUUGUAAUGGUUCAAAGGAUUUUGCGAUCGGCCGUAUACUUUGCGUAAUUUAGGACUAAAGAUAUAUUAUAAACGUAAUCAGCUGUAAACAGUAAUGACACUGUGAACUGUUUUAUUAGUGAUGUCAAUAUGUCAUAAUCAUAAAUGCUAUUGUUUUAACCAGGGAGGAUUUAGUUCGUUUAUUUGAAUACUUUUUUUUUACUUCUAUCGUUAUUGUUGACGACAUUUUCGUAAAACUUAAUUGUAUGUACAUGUACACAAAUACAUUAUUACUUAUUAAGCAUGUAUUAUAGUAUUAUACUAAUAUUAGAAGAAAAAUGUUAUUUAUUUUCUUAGUCGAUCUAAAAUCUAGGAUAAACAUCACCGUACUUAUAAACUCGUAACAGAAAAAAAUGGUUAAUUAUAUUGUAAUACAAUUAAUAAUUCUACGCUCUACGCACACACUGUAAAUGAGAAUAUUUAAAUAAUUAUUUAGGUAGAUAAAUUUGUGUAUUAGGACUAUAUGCGGUCACAUAUGGCAUUUAAUAAUAUAUCAUUAGCGUUUUUUAAUCGUAUACUCGUAAUACUUGAUAAUAAUUGUUAUGAAUGUUAUGAUCAUUAUUAUUGUUGUUAAAAUUCUUCAACCGUUUGAACUUAAAACAUCACUAGUCACUACUGCCGAUUGAUGGACAUUUUGUAUAAAAUAUAAUAUAUUAUACUCGACGGUCUCGACGCGUCAUACAUAAACAAAACAAAUCUCACUCAUGCUCAUUUAAAUCUACUAUAAUUAUUAUAGUAUAUUGUAUGUAUAAUGACAUAAUGUACAGUACCUAGUACCUUAUAUAAAUUUAAAAUAAAUUGAAACUACAUAUUACCUACUUGUUGAAUAAUAAUAUUUGUACAAUUGUACCAACAUUGUGAUCUCAGUUACAGUCUCAUUUUAAGUACCUAAAUAGUAUAAUAUACUCUAAAACUUUUACAAAGCUAUCUUCUUGACGAUGAUAAAUCAUUUAAAACUAAUUUGACAAUUUCUGUAUAAUGUAUCAGAUGCGUACACCGUAUACGUAAAUGGAAACUGGGUUUAAUCGAGGCUGUGCAUAAAAUAUAAAAUUACAUUAUAAUUUAGUAGCUAGUCGCUUUCGAGCGCUACAUUUUGACCUCCAAAAGUUGUUUGCAUGCACGGCCUGACUUGGUCCAUAACAUUUUAAAAAUCUAUCCGACCAGGCCAAAAUUAUAAAUAAUACCUUUAUUACUCUAAUAUACCUAAAUAAAAUGUAAUCCCUAAUAGCCCAGUUUUAAAAUAUGUUUGUGGUAAUACAACGAUAUUAGUCUAUGAUGUAUGUUUAUACAAAAAUAAUGUAAACUUGAAUUCACGAGAGCGUGUAUAAUACGCUAUACUAAAUGUCUAAAUAGGUAUGUUAAUUUCUAAUUGCAUACAAUAAACUUCGUAAGUAUUUAAUACAUAUCCAAGCCAAUAAAGUACUUACAACAUUAUCAGAAUAUAAAAUAGGUAUGACAUUACUUAUAUUCUGUACUUCUAUAUACGUAUAAAAAUGUAGGCAACAACCUUUUUUAUGAUCAUUUGUUGGUUUUUAACGUUGUAUCUCUAAUAUUUUAACAAAGAACAAACCGUUUAGAGCAUUGAAUUUCUAAACGUAAAAUAUCGAAUUAGAUAAUUAUUUAAAAAAAACUUUAAAAAAAACCAUAUCUUUAAUACCUAUUACCUUAUUUUAUAAAAUCUAAUAAUUGUAUUAUUUUGUCGACUAAAAUCUUGUACAGCGCGCACAGAUAAGAUAUAACAUAAGUGCUUUUAACUUUGUAUAAUUUAUACUUUUGACGUAAGGCAUAGGUUACGCAUAACAGUUUAUUAUCUAGCAUUCUAGCACACAAAUAUUGUGUAUGGUAUAUAGAAGAUAAUAAUAUUCGUUUCGUAAAUAAUAUGCCUGUACCUAUAUUGUAUAUCUUCGGGGCUAGAGCCUGGAAUUAAGUUUAUUUGCACCUGGUAGGUGCAAAGAAAAUCUAUAAAAUGUAAUAAUAUUAUGUUGCUACUUCUCAAAAUUUGACACCCCUAUAAUAUUUCGGUCUAAAAAUAAAAUUGUGCUUCCAAGUCACCGUUAUAAUAAAUAGUUAUAAAAUAAUCUAUUUCUAUUGCAGUGACAUAUGACACACACACACAUAUAUAUUUAUAUAUAUGACUAUAUAUAGAACAAUUAUCAUAGUAUCUACAUAUUUAUAUGGUAUAAUAUAAUAUAACGGUGUAUAAAAAAAGGUAUAUGCUAGUAUAGUAAUAUGAACUUACUCACUCUUACUUAAUACUAAAAUCUUUCCAUUUUAUGUUUCGCAGCUAAUAGGUUUAGAAAUUUGUGUUAUUUAAUAGUAUUACCUAUUAUUAUGUAUUAUUACUUAUUUUUAUAAAUUACCUAGUCGUUGAUCUCGUUUUUGAGCUUUUUUCUCGCAUUUAUUGUAAUUUCUAUUGAACAAUACAUAACAACGGCACUGUUAUUUCAUAGUCUAGUCAAUUUUGUUGUCGACCCGUACGGACUACGGGAAAUUAUUAAAACAACAAAAUACACACACCAUAUUUUUUUUUUUUGUUUUUUUUUUUCAAUACUGUAAAUAUAAAAUAU